CCGCGUUUUGGUACGGGUAGCUGUAUUAAUGGCGGCUACCAGUUGUUGUGCCUGUAGCUCCGCCUUGGACACUUUGUUGGUCUCUUGAAUAUUACUUUAGUGAGCAUGCGGUUCUUGUUCUCUUCGUGAUUCGGGGAAUAUGAAUUCCGUCAUGGAAGGUCUGUCUUCUGUACUAAACCCCGAAGAGGAAAUGCGGCUGCUGAAGGAUAAAGUGCGAGAACUGGAACUGCAGAAUAAACAGCUGAAGAACAUGAACCAACCGCAGUCGCCAAAUAAGAAAGAAGCCACUACGAAAGAUAUCAAACAAGCUAAAAACAUGAGUAUGUCGGAUGAAGGGAACGAGAAAAUGUCCGAAACAGAGUCUGUUGAGAGUCUAGGAAUCCUGGAUGUUGACCAACUCUUGGAAGCGUCAAGCGAUGAGACGUGGUUGACAGAUGGUCCGGCCACAUGUGCUUCUGAUGAGGUAACCCUUGCCCCGUUCAGGUGGAGCAACAUUCAUGGGCACGACAAUAAGGAUAUUGGCACUGAUACCCAUGUCAAUAAGGUGGACAAUCUACUUCAAAUCCCGCGCAAAGGGUAUGACACGCGUACCUUCACACGGCCCCGUAAAAGGCGGCCCACACUGGAAAUGAAGACCGUGCACACCUUCAGCACGCCUGCACCAAUGCCGGACCUCUGUGAGGGACGGCCGAACGCUACGGUCCACGUUACAUCUGCGGCGAACAACACAGCCGAGGACAAGCCUGUGGCACCUGUUGAGCCACAGCCUCCACUGGUGGACGUACAUGAAAUAGCCAGGCUCCAGGAAGAAAGCUUGAAACAAAAUUCUCCGAUGUCAACGCCUAAACGCAGCUCUGUCAGCAGCCUGAGGUCCUUAGACUCUCGGCACGACUCGGAUACGGAGAGCCUCCACGAUGCGACCACAUACAGGGUAUAUCCUGAUGGAGACAGAGACAGCAGAGCUAGGACACCACCCCUGCCCCCUCCACCUGCAAUGAAAGACGAGGAAAGUUCAUCUGCUGGUAGUAGCCCGUACGGAUCUUCAUCAUCACUCCACAGGAUGUCACUCACAACUACAAGAGGUGCAACGCGUCGAAGCUUUCCAAACUUGAGCAAGGCCCUGAAUGGUGCGAGCGGAAUUGCGGUGACAGGCUCUCGAGCCUCAAGUACAAAGCUUCGGCAGCCGUUAACCAAACCUUGUGGUGGGAUUUCCUCGUCGCAGCAAGAACUGAGGUCGAUCGGUCAGCUUGAGCAAUCAAAAUUGGGGAGACGACUGCCAGAGCGACCUCCAGUCAUGGCAGCUCGCCCCUCUUCAGUACCAGACCGAAGGCAAAGUCUGGGUCAGCCUGGCAUACCAUCUUCUAAAGCGCAGGGCGGACGGAGGUCUCUUGGCACGCCUUCCCAUCAGCGUCUCGUGUCACCCUCCCAGAUGCCUGCGCCUGCAAGAAUGGCGUCUGCUUCACCAGCACUGCCACAGAAACAACAGCCAAAGAAGAUACAAGAGGCUGUUCCUGUACAGGCUUCAGCGACUGCGCUGAAGACGGCAAAAUCCGGGCUGCCAAGAUUCAGCCGUGUGCCACAGCCUACUACAAAGCGGUCUGGCAUACCAGCUUUAUGCAAACCCACAACGUUAUCCACAAGAAUGAACAAUCCAGAUGAUGACUGGAGUGACGGCUGCUACUGAGUGAAGUGUGAAACAUAACAUGCAUAGCAUGAUACUGUCACAUACAUUAUUCCAUGGGUUCAGUUUACUUUUUUAGCUUUUAAUGAAGUCCAUAUUUAAUUUAAAUUUGUUUAAAUACCUUAGAGCUGCCUGGCAUUUUAUCUUGCAUCAGGAAUGUAGCCAACUGUUUAAGCCUGACCGCCACAUGGACCAACUGCUGGACACUGUAUGUGGUGUGCAGGACAUUGCGGGGGCUGCAGAGAUGUUAGUAAUGUUGAUUUUGCAUAUCCCAAAAUUGUUCUGCUCUUCAUCCACUGGUUUGACAAAUUUUUGUUUCAGUGAUUUUAGUAAGCAAAGUAUAUAAUUUUUUUUUUACUGGAUCAACCAAAAUCUGGAUAAAAUAAUGGGAUUGUGGCUAACAAAAUAAAAGUGGUUCUAGGAAAUGUGAGACAGAUCAUACCAACAAAUAUACGACAGUUUCAGGGACUUUAAUGAAGAACCAUGUCCUUUUAGAGUUGUGAGCACUUCACGAGCACAUGAUCCUGCUCAGAAGCAUUUUUGUUAUGAACUUGAAACUACAAUUCUUGUCUUUUGAUUCUUGUUCUGGAAUAGAGGUACUGCACAAGCUUACAGGCAUGUGUAAGUGUGUGUUUAUAGUCUUGGGGCUUCAUGAAACCCUGGAAAAGUAAGCAUGUCUGGGGAUGAACAAGAUCGUGCUCAUAUAUUUUUUCUUUCUUUAUGUGAUUGCAUAAGUUCUGGAAGAAGACUCAAGAUGUGCUCACAGAUUUGUACUAUACUGCGUCUUGCUUUGUUUUCCUUUUCUGUGCAAAAAGGAUGCUCAGUUUACUUGUAUACUUUACGAAGGGGGAGGGGCUAAGUCUGACUAGGUGAGGUGUUCGACGUGUAGGGGGGAGUCAUAAAAUCGCUACAGCAUUUACAGCAAUACACUGUGAUAUAUUUAUAGUGCAUGUACAGAGUGGUAGGCAUGAAAUGUAUGUUGCAAACUAACUGUUAACUUGAAUUCAGAAAUCUACUAACAAAACCUUUGAGUUGACAAAAUGGAAGACCUCUAAAAACAACUUUAAGCAGCGUUGAAGAGUGCUUGUUGGAUUUGUGCAAAAGGAAGUUCCUUCCAGUUGAAUGGUGCAGUUUCUCAUAAAAAUGUAAUGUAGUGUGCGAGUUUUGAUAACACUGUGGGGUGCACGGGGUGUGUAUUAUAAUACUACGUAGGGCUGUAAAUAAGUGGGGUGCAUGGGAGCAUUAGGUUUGGAACCUUGUGUUUUGGGGAUUUAUGUGUGAAGCUGUAAAACUGGGUGAAAUCUGGUGAUGUCAUGUGCGAGAGCAGAUUUUUGGGUGCAAAAGAGAAAGGAAAGCAACACAGGAGCUGGUGAGAGGCAGUGCUGUGUGUCAAGCAUCUGGUGUUCAGGUUCUGCCUUGCCGAGUUCGAUGAUCCGGUUUUCCUGGGUUUUACCAGAAGUGACAGAGAUGCAAUUUGGGUAGGGGCUUAACCGAGUUCGGGGGUCUAAUUAUGGUUGUCUGUGGGAACAGGGUGCUUUAGCUGCUUACUUGAUGGUGUCAGUAAUUUAUGUGUAUCUACAUGCAAUGACAUUUGUUGUAAAUAGUACAGGGCGGUUAUAACCUAACAAACUUUAUUUAAAAAAAUGAUGUCGUGCAUUUCCUAAUUAAAAGCAAGCACAAAAAUAUAAACGAUGCA
Messenger RNA from Ornithodoros turicata, 3377 nucleotides. RefSeq lists its product as uncharacterized. Gene Ontology annotation, cellular component: microtubule plus-end. NCBI's taxonomy places the organism in Eukaryota, Metazoa, Arthropoda, Arachnida, Ixodida, Argasidae. Gene Ontology annotation, biological process: cytoplasmic microtubule organization; microtubule nucleation; positive regulation of microtubule polymerization. The transcript has 9 exons. The coding region runs from base 140 to 1684 and encodes 514 amino acids. The record is from RefSeq and is a predicted model, not a curated record.